Molecule: messenger RNA, 2446 nt
Organism: Linum trigynum
Lineage: Eukaryota; Viridiplantae; Streptophyta; Magnoliopsida; Malpighiales; Linaceae
Source: the annotation of a GenBank genome assembly
GUACAUGUAAAGCAUGCUCUAACAGUAUAUCUUCCUCUGUCUGGCUCUCUGCAGCUACUAGCUCACUCCAUAAGUAGCAAUCAAUACUAGUUAGAACUUAUAACAGCAGCAAGAAUUAAGAAAGCCUCCAGAUCGACGGAAAUGGAUGCAACCUCCGCGGUGGAGCUUCUCGAGGCCCAGCCCCGAGUUUGGGAUCACAGCUUGAGCUACAUCAAGGCAAUGACCCUCCAAUGUGCAGUCGAGAUGGAGAUUGCAGAUGUCAUCCAAAGCCAUGGCGAGCCAAUCGCUUUAAGCGAGCUAGCUGCUGCUCUCGAAAUCUCCGCGGCCAAGGCUCCAUUCCUCUCUCGCCUCAUGCGCAUGCUCGUCCACAUGGGCUACUUCACACAACUCGAGCAACCGAUACCAGAAGGAGGCAGAGGAGGAGGAACAGAGGUGCGUUACUGGGUAGCUCCCCUGUCUCAACUCCUCUUGAAGAACAACCCAUUCAACGCCAGAUCACUCGUGAUCUGCUUGAACCAUCCCAAUGUGGUGGAUCCCUGGCGCAACAUGAGCGCUUGGUUUCGUAGCAGCAACGACGACAACAUCAUUCAUGACGCGGUUGAACAAUCACCACCACCCCCUCCACCGUUCGCGUUCGCUCACGGUGGCAAGAAGCUGUACGAGGUCUGCUCUGCAGACGCAGGAUUCGGCCAAUUGCUGGCCGAAUCGAUGGGGGGAGACAGCUGGAUGUUCAGCAGAGCCAUGGUGGCAGAGUGUAAGGAAGCAUUCGAAGGCUUGAGCUCGCUUGUGGACAUCGGUGGAAGCACCGGAACCACUGCCAAGGUCAUUGCUCAGGCCUUCCCAAGCAUCCACUGCACCGUGUUUGAUCUCCCUAAUGUCGUCGCUGCAGCAGCGUCUGCAGAAUCCCUACCCAAUUUGGACUACGUCGGCGGCGACAUGUUUACCGACGACAUCCCUCCAGCUGAUGCACUGCUCUUCAAGUGGGUGCUGCUCGACUGGCCGGACGAAGCUUGCUUGAAAGUGUUGAAGCAGUGCAGGAAAGCAUUGUUGAGCAGUAAGAAUGGCGGGAAGGUGAUGAUUGCAGACCAUGUUCUGGGCCAUGGGAGUUGCGGUGGGAACAGCGCGACGGGAGCAUCGUCGUCGUUGCUGUUGGACCUGAUGCUGAUGGCAGUGGCUGAAGGUUGUUUGAGAAGUGAGAAACAGUGGGGGAAGCUCUUCUCCGACGCCGGAUUCUCCAGCUACACCAUCGCUCCGGUGGCCGGAUUACGAAGUCUCAUCCAAGUCUACCCUUGAUCAGAUUGGUCACAAAGCCUAGUCGUGAAUUGAGUAGUGCAUCGGUACUACUGCCAAAUGGAUCGAUCAUUCAUCUGUCUGUAUGUUUGUGUUGGGUUUCUUGCAUUAUUAGGAGCUUCCACUUCUAUGUUCAUCAAUCAUCAACACUGGUGCUUUCAUAGUGUCCGUUUACAAAAAUAAAUAAAAAAGUGUUAGUGUGCAAACUAAAUUGAUACGUUUAAUGUCGUUAUAUAAAUUUAGCUUGUACCUAUAUUUUUUCGUAUAAAUUUAUUUAAGAUUCAAAAUAAAUUUGUACUUUAAUUUUAACAUUCGGUGUGGUACAAACAAACAUAGAAGUGGGUUUCAGGGUUCGAUUCGUGGGUCGGAUUAGCAAUAGGGAUAGCCCAUUUAGUGGUUAGAAAGACCCUUUCUUUGUCUCCGACUAUGUGUCGUUUGUAUGAUUUUCGUGCCUGGAUUGGGUCCAGGAUGUAGUCCGUGAUCUUUUUCUUCAAUUAAUUGAUUAUAUUUUGUUAAAAAAAACGAGGAAAGAGAAAAACUACGGACACCAAAUGAACUCUGCAUAUAUUAUAGAUAUAAUCCAUCUUAAUACAAUCUACAUAUCAUCUACAUUUAGUUAUAUUUAAAUAAAAUACCAUUUUACAAAUAAAAUGACAAACUUCUACCUAUCAACUUCUAAAUGUUCAUAUUUGAAUUCAACAAAUUAUUUUUUAUUUAACUUUUUCCUUAUUAAUUCUCACAAGAUGUCAUUUUGUUUCGAAAUAAAAAAAAAAUUUAUCAUUGGAUCAUACCACUCUUUUUUUCCAAUUUUGAUUGAAUUUGAUUGUUUUACCUAUAGUGUUAUACUGAUGGUCAUCCAACCAAUACCGAUUGGAGAUUGUGGAAAUAAAUUAGCGAAUCACGAAAAUUUGGUUUUAUUGGUUACUUGAAAGUAUAAAUAAUUUUGUUUAUUAGGUGUAUCAUUAAUUGGUUUCAUUGGUUAGCAGUGUUGAAACCAAACCAAACCACCUAAACCAAAUAAGCUAAACUGUAUAACCAAACCAAACCAAUUAUCCAAAUUAACCAAACCAAAUUAACCAAAUACUACCGGUUAAUAUGAUUACCACGGUAACCAAUCCAUUUGAACAUCGGUGGCCAAUAUAUAAUUGGCGAAUUA